AUGCGAGGCCUGGUACAGUUCAUCGCCGAUUUGCGAAACGCGCGUGCCCGUGAGCUGGAGGAGAAGCGCAUCAACAAGGAGCUGGCCAACAUCCGGCAAAAGUUCAAGGACGGCAACCUCAGCGGCUACCACAAGAAGAAGUAUGUCUGCAAGCUGCUGUACAUCUACAUCUUGGGGUGGAAUGUCGAUUUCGGACACCUCGAGGCCGUCAAUCUGAUUUCCGCCAAUAAAUACUCGGAGAAGCAGAUUGGCUACCUGGCCAUGACGCUGUUCCUGCAUGAGAAGCACGAGCUGCUCCACCUUGUGGUCAACAGCAUUCGUAAGGACCUUCUCGACCACAAUGAGCUCUUCAACUGUCUUGCUCUGCAUGCCAUUGCCAACGUCGGAGGUCGCGAAAUGGGAGAAGCUCUCAGCGGAGAAGUACAUCGGUUGCUCAUCUCGCCGACUUCCAAAUCGUUUGUCAAGAAAAAGGCCGCUCUGACCUUGCUGCGACUGUACCGAAAGCACCGGGACAUUGUACAGCCUCAGUGGGCCGAACGAAUCAUCCAUCUCAUGGAUGAUGAUGAUCUGGGUGUUGCGCUGUCCAUUACCUCUCUUGUCAUGACUCUGGCUCAGGACGACUUGGAGCAGUACAAGGGCGCCUAUGCCAAAGCUGCGGCUAGACUUAAGCGCAUCCUGAUUGACGGCGAGUACACCACCGAUUAUCUGUAUUACAAGGUUCCAUGCCCUUGGCUUCAAGUCAAGCUUCUGCGGCUUCUGCAGUACUUUCCUCCUUCAGAGGAUACGCACGUGCGUGAGCUGAUUCGAGAGUCUCUGCAAAAGAUUCUCAACCUCGCCUUGGAAUCAAGCAAGAAUGUGCAGCAGAACAAUGCGCAAAACGCAGUCCUCUUUGAGGCCAUCAAUCUCAUCAUUCACUUGGACACCGAGCAGGACUUGAUGAAGCAAAUCUCCUCUCGCCUAGGACGCUUCAUCCAGAGCAGAGAGACCAAUGUUCGAUAUCUUGGUCUCGAAGCCAUGACCCAUCUUGCCGCGAGAUCUGAAAAUCUUAUUCCGAUUAAGCAGCACCAGGACAUUAUUCUCAGCUCUCUCAAGGACCGCGAUAUUAGCGUUCGCAGAAAGGGUCUUGAUCUCCUCUACAGCAUGUGCGACUCGACGAAUGCCCAAGUCGUUGUUGGCGAGCUUCUGCAGUUCCUUCAGAGUGCGGACUUUGCCAUCCGUGAGGAGAUGGUUCUUAAGAUUGCCAUUCUCACGGAAAAGUAUGCCACUGACGUCCAGUGGUAUGUCGACAUAUCCCUGCGACUGAUUGCCAUGGCCGGUGAUCAUGUUAGCGACGAAGUGUGGCAACGAGUGAUUCAGAUUGUCACCAACAACGAGGAGCUCCAGGUUUAUGCCGCUCAGACCGCUCUCCAGCACAUCAGAGCCGACAUCUGCCACGAGACGUUGGUCAAGAUUGGCGCCUACAUUCUUGGAGAGUUUGGCCAUCUCAUUGCUGAUCAGCAGCGGUGCAGCCCCAUUGAGCAGUUCCUGGCCUUGCAGCGGAAGUUGUCGGGAUGCUCAUCGAGCACGCGCGCCAUGAUUCUUUCCUGCUUCAUCAAAUUUGUCAACUUGUUCCCGGAAAUCAAGCCUCAGCUCGUUCAUGUUUUUGAAAUCUACAGCCACACUCUGGAUUCCGAACUGCAGCAGAGAGCUUGUGAGUAUCUGAAACUGGCGACGCUGCCGACAGAUGAUCUCCUGCGAACAAUGUGCGAUGAGAUGCCGCCAUUCCCCGAACGAGAGUCCGCCCUGCUCUCUCGCCUGCACCAGAAGCACGCCGGCACUAGCGACCGGAGGACAUGGGUUGUCGGCGGCAAGUCUGCCAAUACCGAGGCGGAGCUCAAUAUGGCCAAGCCUGGCGGUCUUAAGAGGACAUUUAGUUCUGCUGUUCCGCUCAACGGGAACAAGGCCAACGGUGUCAACGGUAGCCAUGCAAACGGUGCCUCUGAUCUUGCCGGACUCGACAUGAGCUCGCCAACAAGCGAGCAAGCGCCGAAAAAGGCGCCGAACCUUGCCAGCGCUGCUCAUCUGUCUCCUGGGUGGGAGAAGGGCUUCAACAGGCUCCUGCUCAAGGCUGAGGGUGUCUUGUACGAGGAUGCCCAGGUGCAGAUUGGCGUCCGGUCCGAGUACCGUGGACAGAUGGCCUGCAUCAUAGCCUAUUUCCGAAACAAGAAUCCAGGGACCAUCACGUCCUUCACCACGACGCUGGAUCUUGAUGAGAGCGAAAAGGGCCAUCUCACAUGGGAUGUAAAGGGUCUCCCUGAGAGCACUCUUGGCCAAGGCUCGCAGACACAGCAGGUCAUCAUGUUUGAAGCCAAGAAGGUGUUUGAUAAGAGUCCGACGAUGCGUGUCAGCUACUUGGCUGGCGCGCUGCAGGCACUCACACUGAAGCUCCCCGUCACCAUUCACAAGUUUAUGGACCCUGCGGAGCUUUCUGCUGAGGACUUCUUCAAGCGGUGGAAGCAGAUUGGUGGCGGUUCCCGAGAGGCUCAGGGCAUCUUUGGUCUCUCUGGCGGCAAGAACAGCGCCAGGGAACUCACCGAGAAGUUCGUGGCCUCGACGGUCGAGGGCUUUAGAUGGCGCCUCCUUGACUUGGUUGACCCCAACCCCAAGAACGUUGUCGGCGCCAGCGUGCUUCAUACCUCGGAGGGCGGCAAGUUUGGUUGUCUCAUGCGACUGGAGCCCAAUUACGGCACUCAGAUGAUUCGGUUAACGAUCCGAGCCACCGAUGAGUCGGUACCUCAGGUUCUUCUCAAGCUCAUGCAAGAGCGACUGUCCGUCGGAGUGUCAACGAUGCCCGAGAGAUACGACCCCCCAACACGACAAGACAUCUCUGACGCUUUUGGGAGUGUAAUGGUUAACUAA
Trichoderma harzianum CBS 226.95 is the source of this 2898-nucleotide messenger RNA. RefSeq lists its product as hypothetical. Gene Ontology annotation, molecular function: clathrin-cargo adaptor activity. Gene Ontology annotation, cellular component: membrane coat; AP-2 adaptor complex. NCBI's taxonomy places the organism in Eukaryota, Fungi, Ascomycota, Sordariomycetes, Hypocreales, Hypocreaceae. The record is from RefSeq and is a predicted model, not a curated record. The transcript is spliced from 4 exons. Gene Ontology annotation, biological process: intracellular protein transport; clathrin-dependent endocytosis. Bases 1 to 2898 code for a protein of 965 amino acids.